Cuculus canorus (common cuckoo) is the source of this 3208-nucleotide messenger RNA. RefSeq names its product hydroxysteroid 11-beta dehydrogenase 2 (gene HSD11B2). Lineage: Eukaryota; Metazoa; Chordata; Aves; Cuculiformes; Cuculidae. Gene Ontology annotation, molecular function: oxidoreductase activity. The transcript is spliced from 5 exons. The record is from RefSeq and is a predicted model, not a curated record. The coding region runs from base 1686 to 2660 and encodes 324 amino acids.
UGCUGUUUAUCUGUGGCUGUGACUCGGGGCUCUUGCUCUGCAUCCUGACUUCUCCGGGAGUGCAGCUCCAGAGUACGCAGCCUGGCUGGGGCUGCAGGGCAAGGAAAGUGUUAAUCUUGCCUUCCUGGGGAGGUCACAGCUGUUUGCAGUGAGGAGGAGAAUGCCCUCCUGUACGUCUUGGGCUGGGAGAGAUCAGCCCCAGGAGGACCAGCGGAAUGAGGAGGGGAGCAGGGAUCAGCUGCUCCAGCCCAGGGCUGUGAGCGGGCUGGCAGCCAUCCCCACGCUGCCGUUGAUGUGCUCUCCUGAGCCAGCCUGCGAGUCCGAAUGUGGGCUCAUCUUUGAGGCAGAGUCUGGAAUGGACUCUGACCAAGUGUGAGAAGUUACAGGGACCCCAGCACACCUGUGAUGGGGACAGGCUGGGCACAGGCAGCUCCCUGCCUUGAGGCUGGUCCAGCACUGGCAAGCUGCGAGGCAGCGGGUCCGCGGCAUCCCUCUCUCCCAGGGUGUGUGCGGCCAGGGUGCCCUGCAGGUACUAACACUGGUGGUUGGCACCAUUGGGCCAGUGGCGCAGGCAUGUGCCAGUGGCUCACUGGGCACAGGCUUCCUCUGAGCAUCAAAGAACUGGUUUCUCUGUGUGUGCUCCUUCCAGAAUCUAAAAAUGGCAUUGCUGGAUGUCCUUGAGUGCGUAGGAGCCCCGUGAAUGAAGAGAGGAGUGUUGCUUGUAUCCCCUAUUUGCUUUCUAUUGCGAGUCAAUAUAAAAAGCACUCCAGCCUCUGUAGCCUGUGCAAGGGGGAUGCAAGAGCAGCCGUUGGAAUGUGCUGAGCUGAUAUUGCUUAGGCUCUCCGGAUCCAGGCUGACAGCACCUCAUGCAAAGUUUGGUUUUGACCAGGGUCAGUUUAGACAGGAGCCUAGAUCAUCCCUUGGUCCCUGUGGUCUUAGUGGAAGGCUGUGAAGUUCAAGUCCACAGAAACCACCCGAAACAAGUGGGCUUUGGUGUUUGAGAGUGGUGGAGGGAUGGCUGUGCGUAGCCUGGGGCUCUGCUGUGCAGCUGGAGCAGUUGAGAGUCCUUUGUGGUGUAACUCUGCUGUAUUGGACUGCUUGGGGUGGUUUUUCAGACAGCAGCUACUUGCCCUAUCUAUGCAAAUCCUCAUAAAGAAUUGAAUGCAAACCAGCCUCUAGACUGUGCAUACCUGCAGGGUUUUGCCACAGCAGAGGGAAGACAUGAAUUUCGUGGCAAGGUAUUGAUUCUUAAAUUUCAGUUGGAUGAGAAGUUGCAAACGGUGAAUCAUUGCUCUGUCUGUAAAGGUUGUACCCAAAUUGCAGAGCUCUGAAAUAACCCAAAGCCAUAGGGCUACUGUGUGUGGAAGGUGACUUGGAUUCCCUGCUCCUCCUUGGUGUAGCCUACAAAGCCAGGAGGUACCUGCAGACUGUCCCCCAACAAAUCAUCCUCGUGAACAAAACCAGUGGGCAGGUGAGGCUGCUCCAGACCCAAGCCUGCCACGUUCUCCUCUACUCCUCCCUUGCUCCGGGCGAAAACUGGCUUUCUUGAUGAGGCUCUCUUGUUACAAUUGUGUGUCCUGUUAACAAUCUGAAAUCAUAGCUUCAAGUCGUGCUCAAGGUUAACAGAGGUUUUGCAACUUGAUCGUAGUGAAGUGGAGCUUCAACGUUUCCCAUGGACUCAACAGAUGUUGAAGCAUCUGGUGACUGCAGCAGGACCAAGUGAUUCAAUCCAGAUGUCGGGACUCUCACUGCUCAUCUGUGAAGGCUGUGACUCUGGCUUCGGGCAGGCAACAGCGAGGCAUUUGGAUGCCAUGGGCUUUCGGGUGUUUGCCAGCGUGCUGGACCUGCAGAGUCCCGGUGCCCAGGAGCUGCGCAGGAGCUGCUCGCCAAGACUGACGCUGCUGCAGAUGGACUUGACCAAACCAGAGGAUAUCCAGCACGUCCUGCAGCAUGUCCAGACCCACACGAACAGCACAGGGCUCUGGGGCCUGGUGAACAAUGCUGGCUUCAACGACACCAUUGCCGACGCAGAGCUCUCACCACUGGGCAAGUUCCGCACCUGCAUGGAGGUGAACUUCUUCGGUUCGCUGGAGCUCACCAAGGGGCUGCUGCCCCUGCUCCGCUCUGCCGGCGGCCGCAUCGUCACUGUGAGCAGCCCCGCGGGUGACCUGCCCUUCCCAUGCCUGGCAGCCUAUGGAGCCUCAAAGGCAGCCCUCAGCCUGCUCAUGGACACCUUCCGCAGUGAACUCCAGCCCUGGGGUGUCAAAGUCAGCAUCAUCCUGCCUGGCUACUACAAAACAGGGACGACGUGCGAUCCUGCCUUCUGGAACCUGCAGAAGCAGCGGCUGGUGGCCAGCCUGCCCCAGGAGCUGCUGCAGGCCUACGGGGAGGACUACGUAGAGGAGAUCAACCGCCAGUUCAUCCAGUUUAUGAAGGUGGCAGUGGAGGACCUCAGCGCGGUGGUGAACAGCAUCACGGACGGGCUCCUGGCUGCCGACCCGGCCGUGCGCUACUACCCAGGGCAGGGCCUUGGGCUCAUGUAUUUCAUACACCGCUACCUGCCCUAUUUUGUCCGAGACUUGUUCUUGAAAGGAUUCUUCAUCAACCCCAAGCUGCCCCGAGCGCUGCAGCAAGAGCACAACGCUACGAAGAAGGCCUGACCUUAGCCCACAUGCGGUCACAGGGCAGGAAUGAGCCAUCUCCUGGGAUUUCCAGGCACACCAGCCCCGGAGCGUGUGUGCAGCCACCAGCAUCACCCUCCUGCACCAUGGGGGAACAAUCAGCACUAGACGUUAAAAACCAAAUUGCUUUCUAAAAUGAGGCAGAUGCUGAUCUAUUUUCUAUCAUGUGAGAAUCAACGUUUUUUCUAGAGACUGUGUUUUUGUAUUUUUUUCUAACCGUGCAUCCUCCAAGGGGGCUGCCCCUGCCUGACUCUGCAGCUCUACACUAUGGGCUGGGAUGUACCUCAGCUGUUUCUCAGCUCCCCAUGUUCCUAACUGCUGUCGGAGCUGCAUUUGUCUCCAUCACCUCUUGGCUGGGUUAGGGCCAGGAUCCUGUGGCCACUGCCACGCCACUCCUUGCCAUCCAUACUACACACUCCAUGUGCUCCCGGCAAGUGCAGGGGCCGAGGCCAGGCUGCCAGUGCCAGAGCUCUUCACGAGAUGAACUACCUGAUUGUCACUUUUUAAAUAAAUCUGUUCUUGAUACA